Sclerotinia sclerotiorum 1980 UF-70 is the source of this 4056-nucleotide messenger RNA. RefSeq lists its product as hypothetical. Gene Ontology annotation, biological process: regulation of protein stability; protein deubiquitination. Lineage: Eukaryota; Fungi; Ascomycota; Leotiomycetes; Helotiales; Sclerotiniaceae. The record is from RefSeq and is a predicted model, not a curated record. Bases 1 to 4056 code for a protein of 1351 amino acids. Gene Ontology annotation, cellular component: nucleus; cytosol. The transcript is spliced from 14 exons. Gene Ontology annotation, molecular function: protein binding; cysteine-type deubiquitinase activity; cysteine-type endopeptidase activity.
AUGGAUCCUUCUUUCGAUCAGGACAUACAGUCACCCGAGAAUAUGAUUGUCGAUCCUGACGAGUAUGUCGACCCGUCGGAUAACGAGAAGGAUGAUAUUGCCAUCAUAGAUCCGGAUGAACCAAGGCCAACGCCUGCUGAUGAUUAUGAAGCUAUGGCAGAGCUGGUAUUGCCACCUUUAGAUCAACAGCCUCCGAUAUUAGAGACGGUUCACAAUACUUGGGAGAUUAAAAACUGGCAUGGACUUGCCAAAAGGGAACAUGGUCCUAUUUUUGAGGCUGGAGGAUAUCCAUGGCGUAUCCUAAUGUUUCCCUAUGGGAAUAAUACCGAUAACGUGUCCUUCUACUUGGAGCAUGGAUUUGAAGACGGAAAGCCUCCGGACGAUUUUGUUUGUUGCUUACAAUUCGGCCUCGUUUUAUGGAACAAGAAUGAUCCAACACUCUACACUCAUCAUACGGCACAUCAUCGAUUUACCAAAGAUGAAGGGGACUGGGGCUUUACGCGAUUCCAUGAAACCCGCAAGCUUUUCCACCAUGUAUGGCCCGGCUCUAGUCCUCCAAGGGUUCUGGUUGAGAAUGGAGAAGCAAAUAUAACGGCGUAUGUAAGAGUAGUCGAAGACGAAACUGGCGUUUUAUGGCAUAACUUCGCCAACUACGAUUCGAAGAAAGAAACUGGAUUUGUUGGGUUGAAAAAUCAGGGAGCGACCUGUUAUUUAAACUCGCUCAUUCAGUCCCUGUAUUUUACUAAUGCUUUCCGAAAGGCAGUAUAUCAAAUUCCGACGCAGGACGAGGACACCACGACAAACAGCGCAUAUACUUUACAACGUCUUUUCUAUCAGCUGCAAUCCUCCUCCACGGCCGUGAGUACUAACGAGCUCACCAAGUCCUUUGGCUGGGAUACGAAACAGAUUUUUGAACAGCAAGAUGUCCAAGAGCUUUCUAGGAAAUUGAUGGAGCGCAUGGAAAUAAAGAUGAAGGGAACUGCCGCUGAAAACGUCCUUCCUAAAUUGUUCUGUGGAAAAGUGCGAACGUACAUCUCCUGCAUUAAUGUCGACUACGAAUCUCGCAGAGUAGAAGACUUUUGGGAUGUCCAGUUGAAUGUUAGCGGCAACAAGAACAUCGAAGAGAGUUUCCAGGAUUAUAUUCAGGUUGAGACCAUGGAUGGCGACAACCAGUAUUUCGCAGGUGAAAAUUUCAAACUCCAAGAUGCGAAGAAAGGCGUCAUUUUCGAAUCGUUUCCCGAAGUUCUGCAUUUGCAGCUCAAAAGAUUCGAGUAUGACAUUGAGAGAGACUCCAUGAUGAAGGUUAAUGAUCGUUAUGAGUUUCCAGAAACUUUUGAUGCCGCACCAUAUCUAUCGGAUGAUGCCGACAAAUCGGAAUCUUGGGUAUAUAAGUUGCACGGGGUCCUUGUACACAGCGGAGACCUCAAUGCAGGGCAUUAUUAUGCAUUCAUCAAGCCGGAAAAAGAUGGAUGGUUUUACAAAUACGAUGAUGACAAAGUAACCAAAGCCACGAUGCGAGAAGUCCUGGAGGACAAUUAUGGAGGGGAGAUGCCCCUACUGAACGGUCAAGUUUUGGACGCUUCGCAAAAGCCUAUCAUACGACAUAACAGCGCAUACAUGCUUGUUUAUAUUCGUGAAGCAAGGCUCGAUGAGGUGUUGUUCCCUGUCACCAAUGCCGAUACACCGGCUCAUCUUCAAAGAAAACUUGAAGAGGAGGCUGCUUUCAAAGAAGCCCGACGGAAGGAACGUGAAGAACAACACCUGUAUCUUACCGUCAGAGUGAUCACCAGUGAAACGUAUGCAGCUCAUGGUGGGCAUGAUCUCACUAUGUUUGACCGGAGUCAUGAGGAGGAUCCUGCGGCUGCUAAAUCCUACAAACUCCUCAAAAAGUGCACGAUUAAAGAGCUUAUCGAUGUAAUUGGUCAGGAUACUGGAGUUGACCCAAGAAGGUUACGAGUCUGGUUUAUGGUCAACCGCCAAAAUAAAACAACAAGACCGGACACGCCUGUCAUGGACUUCAAUCAAACCAUUGAAGAUGCGCAUUUGAAAUUAGCCGGUAGUAAAACACAAGAGUUACGACUGUGGGCUGAAACAGCAGAAACAGUCGACUCCAACGGUGAUGCAGUGUGGGCAACGCAUCAGUUGGCAAAAGAAGGAUCGUCCCCUAACAGAUCUGAUGAAAUUGUCAUAUUUCUUAAAUGGUUCAAUGUUGAUGCCCAGUCUCUAGUUGGGUGCGGUCACAUUUAUAUCAGUAAUCAAAGGAGAGUUGAGGAAUUAGCUCCGUUCAUUCUAAGACGCAUGGGAUGGCCAGAGGAUACCAAACUGAAACUAUACGAGGAGAUAAAACCUGACAUGAUUGAACCUAUGAAAGCGAAACAAUCACUUAAGGCAGCAGAACUCCAGGAUGGCGAUAUCGUCUGCUUCCAAAAAGCUUUGGAAAAGAGUUCUGAAAGCGGAACUGGCCGAGGUGGAAGCCCUGACAGUAAUCUCUCAAAAUCGACCACCUCCAUAGGCCAUUCCUCGGAAACCCCUUCCAACGGCUCGGUUCCGCGCUACCAGCCUGUUAAAACAUCUGAUAUCAUAGAAGAUGCCCGACAGUACUACGAUUUCCUGCGUCAUAGAAGGCUCAUUACAUUCCACUGCCAUCCAACUAAAGGUAGCAAAGAAUUUAAUUCCGAAAAUUGCGAGUCAUUUACCCUGGUACUCAGUGCAAAGCAUACUUAUGAUCAGGUGGCCGCGAAGGUAGGAGAGAAGCUGGAUGUUGAUCCGAAUUAUAUCAGAUUCUGGACCAUCGCUCAAAAUACGGGCAAUCCCAAAACAGCGAUCAGGCGGAUGUCAAAUCAAACUUUACACACUAUGGUCAGUACUAGUUACGCUACGUUUGCUGGCGCUACUAUAAGAGCAGACGCUUUAUAUUUCGAGGUUCUUGAUAUUAGCCUGGCUGAGCUAGAUACCAAGAAAUCUAUGAAGGUUAGCUGGAUCAGCGAGGGUGUCACAAAAGAGGAACAACUCGACAUACUUGUGCCUAAAACUGGAACUGUGGAUGACAUAAUUUCAUCCGUGAUCAAGAAAGCCCAAUUGGAAGACGAAGAAAAAGGUGGUCCGAUCCGAGCAUACGAAAUACACAGCAACAAGAUUCACAAAGAGCUUCCUCGUGGUUACCCAGUCAAGGAUAUCACGGAGUACAUUAACAUUAUGCUAGAGCGGAUACCGGAAGAAGAAUUAGCGCAACCUAACGGAAGUCAAUAUAUCUAUGCAUUUCAUUUUCAGAGCGAGCCAAGUAAAGUGCAUUCCAUCCCAUUUAAAUUCCUCAUCGUUCAACGAUUAGAUGAUCGAGGACGAUGGAAAGACCAUGGUGCCUUUGAUGCAGACAUUCUUCUAACCAUGAAGCCGUCUUUAAUUUGGUGCGGCCUUUUGGCAUGCAUUUCUCCUCUUGUAUCUGCGACUGCACUCACAUAUAAGCUUAGCGCCAAUGAAAAGGCAUGCUUUUACUCCAAUGUUGACAAACAAGGAGCCAAAAUAGCUUUCUACUUCGCUGUUCAAGCUGGAGGCUCUUUUGAUGUGGAUUAUGAGGUCGUGGGUCCAAAUGAGAGAGUUAUCAUGAAGGAAGAAAAGGAGCGACAGGGCGAUUUCGUCUUCACAGCCACGGAGGUGGGAGAAUACAGAUUUUGCUUCAACAAUCAAAUGAGUACAUUCUCGGAAAAGUUUGUCGACUUUGAAAUUGCUGUUGAGAAUGAGCCUCGAGCUUCCAUACCCUCAAAACAAGGCACAACUCCCGAGCAGACUUCCGCGCUGGAAGAGUCUAUCUUCAAACUUUCGGGCCAGCUAUCUACCAUUACGAGAAACCAGAAAUACUUCCGCACAAGAGAAAACAGAAACUUCAGCACAGUGAGGAGUACGGAAAGGAGGAUCUUUAAUUUCAGUGUGAUUGAAAGCUUGAUGAUGAUGUGUAUGGCGGCCUUACAAGUCUUUAUUGUUCGGUUCUUCUUCCAGGGAUUAGGGAGCCAGGAAAGGCUAUGUGUGAACGAAUUCGGUAUGGGAAGGGAGCGAAGAUGA